AUGGCAGUUAAAAACAAAAUAACCAUCGAGCAGAAAUAUUUAGAAGUCGGCCAUACACAAAUGGAAGUGGAUGCUAUGCAUUCUUUAAUAGAACGGAGAAUGCGUAAUAGAAUCAUAAAUGUUCCUGCGGACUAUCUUCAAAUUAUUGAGUCUGCGCGCACUAAUCCAUUUGAUGUCAAGUAUUUGGAACAUACUUUUUUCAAAGAUUUCCGUAAUAUUUCGAGCUACAAAAGCAUUCGCCCUGGACGAUCAUCGGGAGACCCUAAAGUCACCGAUAUUCGCGCACUCAUGUAUUCUUCAUCAGGAGAAAUUUCAUAUAAGUUGCGGUUUGAAGAGCCAUGGAUGCUGCUACCCCAAAGAAAAAGCCCUUAUUCAGCAAAAAGUUUUGAGGAAAUGCAAAAUUUGUACCAAACUAGACUGAAAAUUAAAGCUCGAAAAUAUGAUGACCUUCAACAAAUUAAAGAAGUCCUGCCAGCAGAUUUCAGAGAAUUUUACAACAAUUUACCGCAUAAUUAA
Molecule: messenger RNA, 516 nt
Organism: Parnassius apollo (apollo)
Lineage: Eukaryota; Metazoa; Arthropoda; Insecta; Lepidoptera; Papilionidae
Source: the annotation of a GenBank genome assembly